CCUCCCCCCUUUGCAAACAGUCCAGUUUUGAGAACUUUAAAGAAGCAUUAGGAGGAAACAAAAACAAAUUUUCUUCCCCACUCUCAGUCCUUUCCUGGUGCUUUGUUACUUUAUCUCCCCCACUGUAGUGUGACAGCAUCUCAAAGUCAGCUGUUUGAGGACGUGCUGAGAACGGCAAAAUGUCCCGAGUGCCAAAUGUGGAAAGUCCAGUGAAGUCCCAGCAUUCAUCUGAACUCAAACAGGACUCAGACGCAAUGUCUCAGCAGCUUCUCUAUCGAGCUCUCGUGUCUGCUAAAUGGGUGUCUGAAGCGAUCAAGUCAUCUCAGCCUGGGUUGGCUGUCCGACUCUUAGAUGCCUCCUGGUAUCUCCCCAAAAUGAAGCGUGACCCCCGGAUUGAGUUUGAAGAACGGCACAUCCCUGGCGCUGCUUUCUUUGACAUAGACCAGUGUAGCGACCGUGCAUCGCCUUAUGAUCACAUGCUCCCCACAGCAGGGGAUUUUGCAGAGUAUGUGAGCAAACUGGGUGUGAGUAAUGACUCCCAUGUUGUGGUGUAUGAUGCGAGUGAUCAGGGCUUGUUUUCAGCCCCUCGUGUCUGGUGGAUGUUCCGGGUUUUUGGGCAUGAUGCCGUUUCCCUCCUAGAUGCGGGACUGAAAAACUGGCUGCGGGAAGGGUAUCCAGUCAGCUCCGGAAAGAGCCGUUCUACUCCAGCUGAUUUCCAUGCCUCCCUGGAUAAGUCAAUGGUGAAGACCCACAAGGACAUUAAGGAGAACAUUGAGUCGCGGCACUUCCAGGUUGUCGAUGCACGCGCUGCAGGGCGAUUUAGAGGGGUGGAGCCUGAGCCCCGGGAAGGUAUUGAGCCUGGCCACAUCCCUGGGUCAGUAAACAUCCCAUUCACUGAUUUCCUAACUGAGGAGGGCUUAGAAAAGAGCCCUGAGACUAUUCAGAGCUUGUUUCAGGAGAAGAAAGUGGAUCUCUCUAAACCCCUCGUGGCCACUUGUGGUUCAGGUGUCACAGCAUGCCACGUGGCACUGGGGGCAUACUUGUGUGGAAAGCCUGACGUGGCCAUUUAUGAUGGUGCUUGGGUGGAGUGGUUCAUGAGGGCACGACCUGAGCACAUCAUCUCCGAGAGCAAGGGGAAGAUCCAGUGAGACACAGUCAUCAGCCUCGAUUGAGGCAAAAACGUUGCCGUGACAAUAGAAAGAGGACAGUCUUAAAAAUGAUUAAGAUGUUCUGUUGUCAAGUUAACAUUUUCUGUAAUGAAUGUGGGUGUUUUGUGGUCCCAUUGUCUUGCCUACUUUUAUGGGAAGGGAUGGUGUCCCAUCCCACAACACUUUGUUUAGGGUGGAGCAAAGCACUGGUUAUGGGAUGGCAAAACAAAAAUAUUUUGCUGUUGAAUAUGAGAAUUUGGGGGAGGGGGUUCUGCUUCACUGGACACAGCACAGGAAAAGGACACAUUUUGGGAAUUAAUUUUGCAAUCUGUGGCAAAUUAUUUAAUUUUUCCAGAGCUUGGAACAGUUAAUUUUGGAGAGUAUGAUUGCCAGAAUCCCCUAGCCACCAUUAAUUAGGGAUUCUGUGAUUUAUAGUCCACAAACUAACAUUUCCAAGCACUACAUUUUCUUCCCUUCAAUCAUUUUUUUCAUAGAAUCUGAAAUGAAAUUUUUACUCAUUUUUAAGAAACAAUGUCAGAUUACAAAGAUCCUGUUUAAAAUUAAAAGCAACUUUUAAAGUA
This is a messenger RNA of Anolis sagrei ordinatus, 1729 nucleotides long. It is a transcript of the gene MPST, whose product is annotated as mercaptopyruvate sulfurtransferase. NCBI's taxonomy places the organism in Eukaryota, Metazoa, Chordata, Lepidosauria, Squamata, Anolidae. Gene Ontology annotation, cellular component: mitochondrion. Gene Ontology annotation, molecular function: thiosulfate-cyanide sulfurtransferase activity. The record is from RefSeq and is a predicted model, not a curated record.